UGCAGCUCUCCUUACACCACCUCUAAGCCAACUCCCCUCCUUUUGCAUUAUCUCCCUGAUGAAUCCAUCUUUUUUUUUGCACUAAUUUCCCGGGCUGAAAUUCCCCCUCUCUGUAACCCUUUCCCUAGCUAAUGCCCCUCUGCCUGUACCCGACCCCCGUCGCUUCACUGCGCCGUUGAAGUCACGGGAUUGAACCUGUUCGGGCUGCGAAGGCGGAACCUUUCUUCAGGGCUGCAGGGGAAGGCAGUCCCAUUUCCCAGCGAGACGGGAACGAUGGCGGCGGUGAGGGUUGCUGCAGCGCGGCAGCUGAGGGUUUUACGGAAGCAGUUGACCCACCCUCAUGGCUUUUCCAAUGGAUCCCGCAGAUCAAUUUGCACAGCAUUUAAGGCCGCUGAUUUGCAGAUUGAACUCACUAAACAGCCCAAGGAGAAGCCUGACAGCAACAAACUGGUGUUUGGCAAGUCGUUCACAGACCACAUGUUAACGGUGGAAUGGGACGCAGAGAAUGGCUGGGGCAAACCCCACAUUAAACCUCUGCAGAACCUGUCAUUUCACCCGGCAUCUUCGGCUCUGCAUUAUUCUAUAGAGCUGUUUGAAGGUAUGAAGGCUUUCCGUGGCGUGGACAACAAGAUUCGCAUGUUCCGACCGGACUUGAACAUGGUGCGGAUGCACCGGUCAGCGAUCAGAACUUGCCUGCCUGAAUUUGACAAGGGGGAGCUGUUGGAAUGUAUUCGGAAACUUAUCGAAGUUGACAGAGAAUGGGUUCCAUAUUCUGAUGCAGCAAGUCUCUAUAUCCGACCCACCUUCGUUGGCACAGAGCCUUCACUUGGGGUGGCUCGAGCCAAUCAUGCCUUGCUCUUCGUUAUCAUUGGGCCCGUUGGACCCUACUUUGCUACUGGAAGCUUCAACCCUGUCUCAUUGCUCGCUGACCCCCAGUUUGUGCGUGCUUGGAAAGGAGGUGUGGGCGACUGCAAGUUGGGAGGUAAUUACGGCCCCACAGUUUAUGUACAGUACGAAGCUCUGAAGCAUGGCUGCCAGCAGGUGCUGUGGCUCUACGGAGACAAGCAUGAGAUCACAGAGGUGGGGACCAUGAACAUCUUCAUCUACUGGAAGAACGAGCAGGGUGAACUGGAAUUGCUCACUCCUCCACUUGAUGGGACGAUCCUUCCGGGUGUCACUAGGCAGAGCUUGCUGGAUCUGGCUCGACAAUGGGGUGAGUUUAAAGUUUCGGAGCGAGGGAUGACAAUGAAUGAGCUGGUCAAAGGACUGCAGGAGAAUCGAAUAAAGGAAAUUUUCGGUUCCGGUACAGCCUGCGUUGUGUGUCCAGUCAGUCGAAUCCUUUAUCUGGGCCAGAACUACCACAUUCCCACCAUGGAGAAUGGCCCUGAGAUAGCUAAAAGAUUCCUGAAAGAAUUGACGGAUAUUCAGUAUGGUCGGAAAUCCAGCGAGUGGACAAAGUUGGUCAUCUGAACAAUGGAAAACAGGUUCCCGUCCACACAGGACUAAGCUAGAAACUACUCUGUCUGCACUGGGGAUACGUUCAAUUUUUUGUGCUGCUUCUCAAGGAAGUAUCUUGGAAACUUUAUUAAUCUUGUACGGUUGUAGGAUUAGUCCAGAAAGUAGAUUCUGCGGUAGUCUCUUAGGUUCUCUGGUCUGCCUUUAAGUUCUUAUCAAGUAGGUUGCUGCUCCUUAUGGGAUGUUCCUGGUUGCAACUUGAAUAGUAGUUGAUAGCAGUGAGUCUCCAAAUGCGGUUGAGACCCAUAGUCCCUGGAAUUGGUUAUUACUUUGACUUGAGAAGCUGAUGAUGUUGGAGGAAGAACCGAAGUGUUUAAUCCUCAGCUCCUGUCGCAAAUGGAAACAGAAAAUGCUCGGAACCUGCAGCAGUAAAAGAUGAAUCGAUGGCCUUGACCUGUGCUGUUGAACUGACCGGUUAACGUAGUCUUUCUAUCAGCUGCUGAGCGUUUUCUGCCCUGUUGAGACAUUACAGUUUCUUAUCUUACUUUUCUCAAAAGGCGUCAACUGGAACUGUCUGAAUCGAAAGGCGGCAGAGCUGGCUGAGCUGCUGUCUCAUGACACCAGAGGUCUGGAUUCAAUCCUGUCAGUGUGUUCUCCCUGUGACCACCUGGGUUUCCUCUGGGUGACCUGGUUUCCCCCCAGCAUCCUAAACAUGUUCGGGUCGGUGGGUUAAUUGCCACAGUGUGUAGAUGAGUGGUAGAAUCUGGAGUGCAGUUCCCAACCUGGGGUCUGCGGUGGACUCCUCGGUUAAUGGUUAGGGGUCAAAGGCAUAAAACAGGUUGGGAACCCCUGAUCUGGAGGGAAGCUGAUGAAAAUAUGAGAAGAAUAAAAAAUUAGAUUAAUAUAGGAGUAGUGUAGUUGGGUGAUUAAAGGUCAGCAUGGACCCAGUGAGCCUGAGAACUUGUUUCCAUGUAUUAUGACACUUUACAAAUCUCUUGGCUCUGCUUGAUCAGAGUCCUAAGUAACUUGGGGAUGGAUGUAGGGGCUCAGGCACUUUGAUGGCCCAUUGUCCCAGCUCUGGUGAGUCGGUCAGCCUGACUGCACUUCACUAAAGUCCCAUUACCUCAAAGAUCAUCAUUGCCAGAAUGUCACUGUGACAAUUUUUUUUUAAAUAUAUAUUCAUUUACGGGAUGUGGACAUUGCAGCAUCAACUCCCCUGAACAAUGUUGCUCGUUAGGUCAUUUCUAAGUCAGCCACAUUGCUACAGGCUGGAGUCCCACACAAACUAGGCUGGCUAAUGGUGAACAGAUUCCCUUCCCCAAAGGUUGCUAGUGAACCAGAUCAGUUUCUACAAUAAUCCAUUGGCUAUGUGGUCAUCACUGCAAAGUAUUUCAAUUCCUCCUAGUGGGAUUUGAACUUGGGUCCCUGUCAGGUUGGUCCAGAUCUCUGUUUUACCAGUCCAGGUCAAUUGUUCUAAUCAAUGUGUUACAUUUUUUGGCUGUCUGAAUGCACAAGACGAAGUCACGUAUAUUUUGAAUGGUUCAAAAUCGGAACAAAUCAGUGUUUAUACGCACAAUGGAAGUAUUGCUGCAUUAUAUGGUAGUUUUUCUUUUUUAAUUUAUUGCAUUUGUUUUAAUACUUAACAUUUGCAUAUAUUUGUGACUUGUGGCAGUGCUAACGGUUUAUCAUUCAACUUAAAGGUGCAAGGAGAUUGACACUACAUCUCUCAUUGAUUUCUGUUGUGAAUUUUUUCCUCAAAACGGUUUCCAUUGUACUGAAGACCUCGUCCUCCUGUGCACAGUGAACAAAUUUAAAGUUGCAGCCUGUAAUAACAAUGAUAUCUCUGUUUUCGGGACUGGUGCAGUGACUGCUCCAAGGAGGGAGGAGAGGGGAAUAAGGAAAACGCACACGAGCGGCUGGGAAUCCGUGCAGUCAGUGCUGAAGGAGGCCAACAAGGAUGGCAUGAAAGGAUACAUGGUCAAUGUGGAGUCUUCUCCCAGUCUAGAACCUGGACCUUCCUGCGACAAAGCCACUUUCAGUACUUUCUCUGUUUGUGUUGUCGUCCAUUGAUUGAGAAGAAUAGGACUGAGGUCACACUGCCCCAACUGACCAGUUACUAAGACAGUGCUUCAUAAUGUAAUGCAGCCAACUCCAUCCAGAAGCUUUGUAUCAAAUAAACUCUUAAGAUUACCCUUCAACCUCAUUCUGUGGUG
Molecule: messenger RNA, 3668 nt
Organism: Mobula hypostoma (lesser devil ray)
Lineage: Eukaryota; Metazoa; Chordata; Chondrichthyes; Myliobatiformes; Myliobatidae
Product: branched-chain-amino-acid aminotransferase, cytosolic-like
Exons: 11
Coding region: 274-1470 (398 amino acids)
Biological process (GO): L-leucine biosynthetic process; L-valine biosynthetic process
Cellular component (GO): mitochondrion
Molecular function (GO): branched-chain-amino-acid:2-oxoglutarate transaminase activity
Source: RefSeq, a predicted model, not a curated record